UUUUUUUUUAAUUUUGUUUUGUUCUACUUUUCAUGACAGUAUUAUUACGAAUAUUGAAAAGUAAAGGAAACAUAUUCACUGUCGUUUUUCUAUGCACUGCGGUUUAUUUCCUUGCUGCACUUUUACCAACAUCCAAUCAUACAGCUUUAUCAUCACAACAACAACAGCAACAACAAGUAAAGUCAAUAAACAAAUUCAGUAGGAUUAAGGAUGAUCAAAAACGACAAUUACUCUAUUCAGCAUUGGGUCAUAUUCGUAUAGGUUAUGUGGCGAAUCGAACUCCAGAUGUAGAUAUUCCUCCAUUAUUAGUUAUGUCAAGUUGUAAAUCAGCACUGAUGCCUUGUGGAUCUUGGGGACAACGAUUACUAGAUAUGACAAGCGCUUAUUUCUUCAGUAUGUUAGUAGAUGGGACAGCAUUUACGAUGGAUAUGACAGAUCCUUUACCAUUCCAAUCCUAUUUUGAAUCUUACCCAGGUUAUAUGUCACUACAGCCUAGUCAAGCAUACUACUACAUUCGACAAUGGGAAGAUAAAGGUGAACAAGAUAAGGUGCGCAAUAUUACAAUGCAAAUGAUGACUCUUGAUGCCAAUACAGAUUAUAAACAACAUUUUCAACAUGUCAAGAUCUUACAAACGACACAAUGGCCACCACUGAACGACAAUAUUGCUACAUUUGGGACAUCUUCGGCAAUGAAGCGGUUAAGAGAUAGAUAUCAAUUGAACCGAUUGGAGACCUCAGAAUGGUUUUGGCUUGUCUAUCGAUUAUUACUGAAUCCAACGGAUUGGUUAGCGACACAAUUGGAGCCUCACCGGACGUUGAUGGGUGGAUCGACAAGAUGGGGUGAAUCUUUAUCAAUGACAGAUCCUCGUAACCAGGUGGCAACUGAAGUGGCAACGCAUUGGUUCAGGAUUGGAUUAAGACUGGAUGACAAUAAGGAACAUAACGUGGAUUGUUGGUUGUCCUAUAUAGAAGGAUUGUGUGACUCGUCAGGAAAGGAUCAGUGUCAUGUCUUUGUAUCAGCAACAUCAAUCUCUCUUUUGGAUCAAGUACGACGCUAUUCAUGGAAAUUUCCUUCGGUGACGAUUCAUACCAUUUCAGAUGCUUAUGAUUUUACUAGUAUAGACAAUGAAGCAUCGAUGAUACCAGAUAAGAAGAAGAAGUUAUUCGAAUCAGAGGACCAACGUUUAAAAAUGAAAUUUGCAAGAUCGGUGAUGGAUUGGACUAUUCUGACAAGACUGGAUUAUUUACUUGGCUCUGAAGAAGAUACUUUUAUCAAGACAGCGGCAUGGGCUGCUCAAGUACAAACCGAUCUCUUGGCCGAAAGUGCAUCAUGCCAAAUCAAAUCUAUGACGGAAUGGUGAUUGGCGAGGGAGGAAAAGUUUAGAGUUGGAUGAAUAUUUUUUUAUAUAGUUGGUACUUAUUUAUUUAUUAUUAUUACUAGUAUUAUCAUCAUCAUCAUCAUCAUCAUCAUCGUUAUAUAUCUACCAUUCAAUUUGAAAUAAAUGUAUUGUGUCUUCUCC
Messenger RNA from Halteromyces radiatus, 1520 nucleotides. RefSeq lists its product as uncharacterized. NCBI's taxonomy places the organism in Eukaryota, Fungi, Mucoromycota, Mucoromycetes, Mucorales, Cunninghamellaceae. The transcript has a single exon. Bases 33 to 1361 code for a protein of 442 amino acids. The record is from RefSeq and is a predicted model, not a curated record.